AUGGCCGUGCAAGUGGUCCUGUAUCAUUGCCAAUACCCUGGGUUCCCAAUGCCUCCUUACUUGCAGCCGAACUUGCCCCCACUUUCUCCAGAAAACACUCCUCUCACACGUAUGCUAGCUCACGCACAGAGCGAGAACUUCCUAGGAAACGUCCAACCCGCCUUGCUAUCAUAUCGCAGCUUUGCCAGCGCUAACGGCCAGAGCUUGCGUGGCUCUUGGGUCUCCGUGAAUCAACUCGCGGCUCCUUACACUACGUGGAGGGAGCAAGGUGAUGUGAUUGAGAUCGUUGACAAGGAAUAUGGUAUAUUUGAGCGACUCCAACGCGCCUAUAUCAGGGUUCAGCACCCAAUGUUCCGUGAGAAUCGCGCACCCGGCCCCCAUGCUUCAACGUCAGCGACGCUUUACAAAGUGGCUGACGAAGGGGUAGGUGUAGAAACGGAGCACAGUGCUAUAGUCUCAACUCAGGAAGCCACGGCACCAUCGAUCUAUGCCGACCACCCCGAGUGGGAUCCUGAAUCUCACUUUCGUCGGGCCAUACCCUCCACUGCCGUACAGAGGGAGUUCCAAUACUGGAUGGACAUCAAUGCAUGA
Messenger RNA from Cantharellus anzutake, 591 nucleotides. RefSeq lists its product as uncharacterized. The record is from RefSeq and is a predicted model, not a curated record. NCBI's taxonomy places the organism in Eukaryota, Fungi, Basidiomycota, Agaricomycetes, Cantharellales, Hydnaceae. The transcript is spliced from 4 exons. Bases 1 to 591 code for a protein of 196 amino acids.